GUCAGGUGGGUGGCAAGUAAGGUAACAACAAUAACAUCUACAGAAACUUCAGCUUCUUUUGAUGCAUCAUCAUCUUUUUGCUUUUACAGAUAUCUCCAUACCAAGGAAGGCAAAAAAUGAAGCUUCUUAGCUUUCUCUUCUUGGCCUCCAUGGUGGCCAAGAGCAGUCAGUUAACAUGCCAAAAUGAACUGAGACGUCCAGAAAUCACCGACAUCGCAGUUGAAUGUGGCACGUCCUCGGUUAGCCUGGCUAUCCAGAUCUGCCCCGUCGUCUACACCGGCUACAACGAGUCUCUGCUCAUCCUCAACCACCUGUUCGACAAGCCAGAGUGUAAAGGAACCUUGGAUGAAUCCGUCACCCCGCCUGUUGUCAGGUUCACCUUCCCGAUCAACAUGACCAACGCUUGUGGCAGUACCUUCCUGACCACCAGUGCAGCUGGCACGGGGAUCUUUGCCGACUUCUCCAACAUCCAGACGGUUAACGUCAGUGGUGUGGUGCGCUCCCACGAUCCAACCGAGGGGGUCGUCACCUAUAACGCUGAGCUCAAAUAUUACUAUUCCUGUGCUUACCCUUUGGAGUAUCUCAUCAACAACACCCAGGUGGACGUGUCAGCGUCCUCCAUUGCGGUGAGGGACAACAAUGGAAGCUUCAUCAGUACUUUAAGCAUGGAACUAUUCAGUGAUGCCAACUACAUCACUCCUCUGGUCAUACCGUCGCUGGGCUUAGAGCUGAGAACUGACGUCUUUGUCCAGGUCAAAGCAGCCAACUUGACCAAUCAGUACCAUGUCCUCAUGGACCGAUGCUACGCUUCGCUCUCUCCUCAACCCACCAACUCCACUUUCUUCAACCUGUUUGUCUCGUGCUCUAAGGACCAGAUGACCACCAUGAGUGAGAACGGGGACAGCCACCACGCCCGCUUCUCGUUCCCGGCCUUCAGGUUCGUUGAGCAGCAGAACGAGACGGUGUCCACCUACUACCUGCACUGCAUCACCAGACUCUGUGAGAUCAGCACCUGCGGUGACUUUAAGCAAUGUAACAACAGGAGGAAAAGGGAUGCUCAGUCCAAUGGCGUUUCAGAAGCCACCACGCUGUCCUCAGCUAUUCCCAUCGUCACCAGGAAUGAGAAUUCGCUGAUAUCUAAAGAGGAAGCCGUGUCCAGCAGCAGUGACUCAGACUCCAGGAUGGGUCUCGGGAUAGCGGUGGGCGUCCUCACUCUGGCCGUCGUCGUGGUUGUAGCUGUGGCAGCUGUCCUCUACAGGAGGCUCAGGCCCUUUUAAAGGAGAGCAGCAGGCCCCUGUAUGCACCGCUCUGGACAAGCUAACCUGUUGGAUGAAUUGAUGGUGUAGAACUAUGCUCAGCUUAAUGUUACUCUUAAUGUGUUUUUUUUUUUCUCUUGUAGCAUGC
Sebastes umbrosus (honeycomb rockfish) is the source of this 1404-nucleotide messenger RNA. RefSeq names its product zona pellucida-like domain-containing protein 1. Lineage: Eukaryota; Metazoa; Chordata; Actinopteri; Perciformes; Sebastidae. The coding region runs from base 117 to 1277 and encodes 386 amino acids. The record is from RefSeq and is a predicted model, not a curated record. The transcript is spliced from 10 exons. Gene Ontology annotation, cellular component: cell surface.